AUGGCUGCUGAAUCCUCUAUGUAUCAAAUGGAUUACUCCGUUCGCUCUGAUGAGUGGCUUGACUUUGACAACACCUUCGAGUUCCCUACGGGGUAUCUGGAGAGCAACCCGCCAUCGCUCGAGUCAAUCUCUCCCAAGGAUCUCGAGCUGGUGUACAGUGAUGCUGAUGCGCUGAACUGGGACAUGGAUGCUGCCCAGUUCUCGCAACCAGCUUUCUCUGACUUGCUCACCUUUGAGGAACCCUUGAUAGGGGCCACUGACAUGCCAUUGAACAUGAUCGAUUCCAACACCAACCUCCUCGAACCAUCCAACUCAGGGUUCGACGACUCAUGGUCCUCAUUUGCUCCUCUAGAUACGACAGAGUCUUUCUACUCACCUUCCCUAUUCCGACAAACCGUCGAGUCCCGUGCAGCUGCCGAUCCGCGCUGCUUCUCGAAAAAGGAGAAGCGCCUCGAGGCAUCCAUCUCGCUGCAUCUGCAACGUCUGCAAGACGCUGCUGUGGCCGAUAUGAGCCAGACUUCCGACUCAUGUGAUGACUUCUCUCCUUGCUGGCCCGAUUCGGUCGCUGGGAGCUCACAGUCUCGUGGCAGUCCAUCUACCACAUCGACCUCUGAUCCACCUUCGAAAUCAUCCAGUCCCCCGUCCUCGGCACCGAGUUCGGCUGGCGGCGGGAUGGAACUGGUUUUGGAUCUGAAUAUGAACGCGACGACCAACCUCCCAAAGAAGCAGAAGCCGCGGUCCCAGGCUCAAAAAGAGAACUACAUCAAAGUUCGCAAGCAUGGGGCUUGUGAGAAACAUCGAAAACAACAUAAACGGUGCAACUGCCUGGAGAAGACGGUCUCUCGUGCUCUCAACGAUUCCGCCAUUGCAGCGCUAGGCCAACCCACCAAAGCGCGACUGGAAGUCCGGAAUACUGGACAGAACUUUUUCAUUGCUACCAGGCCAGCAAUCACCAGCGCGACCCCGGUUCUACAACCCACAGCCGUGGACAGAACCCGUGCUGUCAAAGCUGUUCCUGGUUCGCUGCAAUCAAAGGUUGCCGUUUCGCCAACGGAAACGACCAAUGCUCAGCACACAGAGCGCUCUACCUACAGCUCUGGCGGAUUUGCCAACACCGCGCACGUGCAUCUACAGGUCCGGCAAACGCACAAGGAGGCAAGACCUUCGCGUGCCGCCAUCCAAACCCAUGCGGUACCCGGCUCGCUGGUAACGCAACCCACGCAUACACCGACCGUUACAGUUACGCCCACGACCCGGCAACCUGGCACGCUACGCGCUGUCCAAUGUACUGCUGGCGUGCUGCACGAGUCUGGCGUGCUUAGGCCGUUCAGAAUCCGCUCGACGACCCAACAAGAUGUUGGAAGUCGCUCCGAAACCCAAACUCAAACCAACAAGCACUCGAGAGGCAAAGAAAGUUCGUAUAUCGACAGCGGCACGAGGUACUCUGGAGCGCAACCGAAGGUUGGCCAGCAUCCUGUUCUUCCACAAUCCGCGGACAUCCCCGUCCGUCGCUCGGUUGCACAGAGUGUUGCUCUCCUCGAAUCCGCCAGAACGGCUGUUCUGGACACAGCUCUAGCGUUCUCUGCCUUCUGGCAAAGCUCCACAUCGCUUACUUCUUGGGCUGGGACUCUCCUCGGCCGUCUGGUGCUAUCCUCCUCCCGUCAGCAUAGGCUGUUCAGGAAGGGAAUGGGACUGGCCUAG
Molecule: messenger RNA, 1701 nt
Organism: Aspergillus clavatus NRRL 1
Lineage: Eukaryota; Fungi; Ascomycota; Eurotiomycetes; Eurotiales; Aspergillaceae
Exons: 2
Coding region: 1-1701 (566 amino acids)
Source: RefSeq, a predicted model, not a curated record